Molecule: messenger RNA, 624 nt
Organism: Drosophila subpulchrella
Lineage: Eukaryota; Metazoa; Arthropoda; Insecta; Diptera; Drosophilidae
Exons: 4
Coding region: 91-456 (121 amino acids)
Source: RefSeq, a predicted model, not a curated record
CGGAAAUAUUGGGUGAGCCCGUAUAUCAAGGAACGCUCCUACAAAGGCCGCUAUGCUUCAGACUUUCAGAACUUGGUUAAAACCCCAUCCAUGUUCUUCGAAAACUUCCACAUGCCGGAGAGCACCUUCAACGCACUCUUUGGAUUGGUGGAGCAGUACCUUAUCCCGAAACGGAACACCCGGCCAGAUGCCAAACCGCUAAAAGCGAAGUUGGCCAUCGUUUUGGAAUUUCUUGCUUCUGGAAAUCUGCAACGCCAUGUUGGAUCUACUUAUCGGAUCAGCAAACAACACUUCGGAAUCGUCCUCGACCAGGUUUGUACAGCAAUUUGGACUGCGUUGCAAGGGGAAUUUCCGAAGUGGACAACCGACAACAUGCUGAGGUGGGCGAAAGACUUCGAAGACGAAUGGAACUUUCCAAACUGUCUUGGGGCCGUCGACGGGAAGCAUGGGCGAUAAAGGCCCCCACUAAUAGCGGAAGCCUUUUUUACAAUUCGAAGGGAUUUCAUUCGAUUGUUCUUAUUGCAAUCUGAGACGUUCACUACCGGUUCACUUAUAUAGAGGCCGGGGCGUUCGGAGCGAGGGUGACAUGAACGCAUUUUCCCACAGUACGCUUGGAAAACGCCU